CACUGAUCCAGCACUCCCGUGAGUAUAUGGACAGGAGCUCCCUGCUGCGGCUCAUCCAGGGGCAGCUUGACCCAGAGAACACGGGCUUUGUUUGCGCAGAAACCUUUGCCACCCUGGUGAACAAUCAUGAGCUGCCCCUGGACCCUGCCAAGCUGGAGAUGUUAUUUGCCCUUUCCCAGGGCAACGAAGAGGGGCAGAUCUGUUACCCUCAGCUGGUGGACCUAAUCAGCAGUAAGAGGUCCAGCAGUUUCCGACGGGCCAUCAACAAUGGCCAACGCGCACUUCCAAGGGAUGUCCUCCUCGACCAGGCCGGGCUGGGCGUCUACAAGAGAUUUGUCCGCUAUGUGGCCUAUGAGAUCCUGCCCGGGGAGAUGGAGAGGCGGUGGUACUUCUACCAGCACCGACCGUUCCCACCACCCUUCUUCAUGGCAGCUGUGACGCUGACCCAGAUCAUCAUUUUCCUGUGUUACGGGGUCAAACUGAACAAAUGGGUUUUACAGACGUACCACCCUGAAUAUAUGAAGAGCCCCCUGGUCUACCAUCCGGGGCACCGGGCACGCGCCUGGCGGUUCCUCACCUACAUGUUCAUGCAUGUCGGGCUGGAGCAGCUGGGAUUUAACACUCUGUUGCAGCUGAUGAUCGGAGUGCCCCUGGAGAUGGUCCACGGAGUCCUGAGAAUUAGUUCCUUGUAUCUCGCCGGAGUGCUGGCCGGGUCCUUGGCAGUUUCGGUGACGGAUAUGAGAGCGCCGUUGGUCGGUGGUUCGGGCGGCGUGUACGCCCUGUGCUCUGCGCAUCUCGCCAACGUCGUCAUGAACUGGGCCGGCAUGCGCUGUCCGUACAAGGUGCUCCGAAUGGUUCUUGCAUUGGUCUGCAUGAGCUCCGAGGUGGGCCGCGCCGUCUGGCUCCGCUUCUCUCCUCCGUUACCCGCCGCCGGCCCUCAGCCCAGUUUCAUGGCCCACCUCGCUGGCGCGGCGGUCGGGGUCAGCAUGGGGUUGACCAUCUUGCGAAGCUACGAAGAGAACCUCCAGGACCAGUGCGGCUGGUGGGUGAUCCUCCUGUGCUACGCCACCUUCCUCGCCUUCGCCAUCUUCUGGAAUGUUUUUGCUUACGACCUUCUCGGUGUGCAGAUCCCGCAUCCCCCGUGACCUUUGAACCCUCUACGCGUCACGUCCUCGAGGUUAUCCCCCCCCCCGGUGCUGGA
Molecule: messenger RNA, 1201 nt
Organism: Spea bombifrons (plains spadefoot toad)
Lineage: Eukaryota; Metazoa; Chordata; Amphibia; Anura; Pelobatidae
Gene: RHBDL1
Product: rhomboid like 1
Exons: 8
Coding region: 27-1145 (372 amino acids)
Cellular component (GO): membrane
Molecular function (GO): serine-type endopeptidase activity
Source: RefSeq, a predicted model, not a curated record